UCCUAAUCGGGAAUGAGUUUGGCGCCAUUGGUUUUCCAGUUGGGUGACAUGGAAAGCUGAGUGCAGAAGCAGUAAACCGCGCUGUAUAAAUGUGGCGUCUUGGAGUCAGUCAGUGAGAACGCAAACUCAGAACAGACUGUAAUCCGGGUCACAGAGUGAACAAGGCAACUCACACCGGCUGAACAACCAUGAAGUGGGGCAUCGUCGUCCUAAUCAGCUGCAUUUUGUUGCUCUCUCUGCCGUGUUCCGCAGAAGGAAAAGCCAACUGUUCAGACCCAAAAGAAAUAGGGCUGUGCAAACACUCUUUCCCUUACUAUUACUACAAUACGAAAACUCGGAAAUGCGAGAGGUUCAUGUAUAGUGGCUGCGGUGGCAAUGGGAACAGGUUUAUGCAGAAAAAUGACUGCAUUAUACAAUGCGAAUUAAGAGCAAACAACUGUUCAGACCCAAAAAAAAUAGGGUCAUGCGAAAACUAUUCCCCUUACUAUUACUACAAUACGAAAACUCGGAAAUGCGAGAGGUUCAUGUAUAGUGGCUGCGGUGGCAAUGGGAACAAGUAUAUAAUGCUAAGUGAAUGCAUUGUACAAUGUGAAUUAAAAUCAAAAGCAAAAUAAAGGGGCAUUUCUGCUAUAUAAAUGGCACCGUUGAGACAGAGAAAUCUGUAUCAUUUCUGGCCUGCACUAAGGAUUGGAGAUUUGAGCAUCAAAGAGAAAACUUCAAAAUAUCAAUACUAUUGUUUUAAAUAAUUUUACUCUUGAAAUUCUGCAUGUUAAUCCAGACUAACCUUUAAUUAGAUGCAUUUAAUAAAGAAAUGUGGAGUUGAAAUUUUUGUCACUUUAGAAUAAGUUAAAUCUGUUGAUUAUCGCUAAACUCUACCAUGGUGGAGAAUAUUCCAUUUUUCAGUUCAUGCAGUUCUAUUCACAAAUUGUGUUAUUGCCAAAAUUAUAAUAAAAUAAAGGA
Messenger RNA from Hypanus sabinus (Atlantic stingray), 960 nucleotides. RefSeq names its product kunitz-like toxin PcKuz3. The record is from RefSeq and is a predicted model, not a curated record. The coding region runs from base 189 to 614 and encodes 141 amino acids. The transcript has 5 exons. Gene Ontology annotation, molecular function: serine-type endopeptidase inhibitor activity. Lineage: Eukaryota; Metazoa; Chordata; Chondrichthyes; Myliobatiformes; Dasyatidae.